Neomonachus schauinslandi (Hawaiian monk seal) is the source of this 782-nucleotide messenger RNA. It is a transcript of the gene CLTRN, whose product is annotated as collectrin, amino acid transport regulator. The record is from RefSeq and is a predicted model, not a curated record. NCBI's taxonomy places the organism in Eukaryota, Metazoa, Chordata, Mammalia, Carnivora, Phocidae. Bases 1 to 495 code for a protein of 164 amino acids. The transcript has 3 exons.
AUGUAUUUUUUUUCCACCAUCAUCUGCAGAAUUUCCCACGUCCUACUUUGCAAUGUAACCCAGCGGGUGUCAUUCUGGUUUGUGGUUACAGAUCCUUCAAAAAAUCACACCCUUCCUGCUGUUGAGAUACAGUCAGCCAUAAGAAUGAAUAGGAACCGGAUCAACAAUGCCUUCUUUUUGAAUGACCAGACCCUGGAAUUUUUAAAAAUUCCUUCCACUCUUGCACCACCAACUGACCCAUCUGUACCCAUCUGGAUUAUUAUAUUCAGUGUGAUAUUUUGCAUCGUCAUAGUGGCAGUCCUGCUCUUGAUUUUAUCAGGAAUCCGGCAACGUAGAAGGAAGAGCAAAGGACCAUCUGAAGUGGAUGACACUGAAGAUAAGUGUGAAAACAUGAUCACAAUUGAGAAUGGCAUCCCCUGCGAUCCUCUGGACAUGAAGGGGGGGCACAUUAACGAUGCCUUCAUGACAGAGGAUGAGCGGCUUACCCCUCUCUGAAGGGCUGCUGUUUUGCUUCCCCAAGAAACUCAACACUUGUUUCUGUGCAACUGCUGAGCAUUAUAAAUUAUCAAGGGCAGAUCAUCUAUUUUGUUUCACCACUCUUCUUUUCUAAGAAAUUUUGCAUGUGCAUGAAAGUAAAAGGCCGUCAUUUAUACCCAUGAAGACCACUGGAAUCGUAAGCUGUUGACUACUCAAAAUAUUCUAAAAUAUUUCUCUGACAACACAAUGUGUAAAUGUAGUCAUGUGGUGUCUUUAGUUAUUGGUUUAAAAGUGCAUUAGUGUUA